AUGAGGACACCGUUUGAGAAUGGGCAUGUGUUUAUUUGGGAUAUUCGGCAGCCAAAGCGGCAAGAAACAUUUUAUGAUGAAGGAGCCGUAAAAGGCACUGUGAUACGAAUAAGUCAGAAUGGGCACUAUAUUGCUUGCGGAUCGAAUACGGGAAUAGUGAAUUUGUACGAUUCGGCCGAUAUCGUGAAAAAUCCGUGCCCAAAACCGGUGAAAGUGCUGGACAAUCUUACCACUUCUAUAGACGGCAUCACAUUCACUGGCGAUUCACAGCUGCUAGCCAUAUUUUCUAGCGUAAAACGUAACGCAUUUCGAUUGGUACACGUUGGAAGUCGAAGUGUUUACACGAAUUUUCCACCAAGAAAUGCCAAUCUGGGUCGCGUAACAGUGGCCGAUUUCUCGCCUCACAGUGGCUACAUGGCAGUUGGUGAUGACACGAGUUUCUUGUCACUUUUUCGAUUGUUACACUUCGAUAGCUACUAA
Messenger RNA from Gongylonema pulchrum, 480 nucleotides. NCBI's taxonomy places the organism in Eukaryota, Metazoa, Nematoda, Chromadorea, Rhabditida, Gongylonematidae. The record is from the annotation of a GenBank genome assembly.